Molecule: messenger RNA, 2858 nt
Organism: Raphanus sativus (radish)
Lineage: Eukaryota; Viridiplantae; Streptophyta; Magnoliopsida; Brassicales; Brassicaceae
Product: probable disease resistance protein RPP1
Exons: 4
Coding region: 86-2731 (881 amino acids)
Biological process (GO): signal transduction; defense response
Molecular function (GO): ADP binding; ATP hydrolysis activity
Source: RefSeq, a predicted model, not a curated record
GUAUGUAACACAUAUCUUCUUUGUUAAUUAUUCCUCUUUAUCCAAAAAAAGCUCUGCGAUCUCCCAGCAAAAAAAAAAAAAAACAAUGGCUUCUUCUUCUUCUUUAACUCUUUUGGCUUCUCCUUCUUCCCCGCCUCGCAAUUGGAUACAUCAUGUUUUCCCAAGCUUCCAUGGACCAGAUGUACGCAAAACCAUUCUCAGCCACAUUGUCAAAGAGUUCAAGAGCAAAGGAAUCGACAUAUUCAUUGACAAUGAUAUAGAGAGAAGUAAGUCCAUCGGUCCUGAGCUCAUAGAAGCUAUUAAAGGAUCAAGGAUUGCUAUUGUCUUGUUCUCGAAGAACUACUCCUCUUCGACAUGGUGCCUGAACGAGCUUGUGGAGAUCAUCAAUUGCAGAAAAGUCUUGGGUCAAACCGUGAUUACACUUUUCUAUGAAGCGGAUCCAACUGAUAUAAAGAAGCAAACUGGUGAUUUUGGGAAGGUCUUCGAAGAAACUUGUAAAGGAAAAACAGAGGAGGAGAUCAGAAGAUGGAAACAUGCAUUGACGGAAGUGGCCCAAAUCGCAGGUUUCCAUUCAUCCUCAACAAAAUGGGAAACUGAAGCAGAGAUGAUUGAAGCUAUUGUGACUGAUGUUUCGAACAAGUUGAACCUUUCCUCACCAUCCAGUGAUUUCGACGGCAUAGUUGGGAUGGAAUCUCAGAUGACCAAAAUGAGACGAUUGUUACCGCUUGAUUCUGAUGAAUCGGUGAGGAAAAUAGGGAUCUUGGGUCAGUCUGGGAUUGGUAAGACCACCCUUGCUAGAUAUAUAUUCAACCAAUACUCCCAAGAUUUCCAAACAAGUGUCUUUAUAAAUAAUAUCAGAAGAAACUAUGACAUACCAGCUUAUUCCGACAAGCACAGUGUGAAGUUGUAUUUGCAGGAGAAGCUUAUGUCUCAAGUAACCGAUGAUAAGGAUAUCAAGGUUCCGCAUUUGGGAGUCAUCAAAGAUAGGUUGAAAGACAAGAAAGUUCUUCUUGUCCUUGAUGAUGUGGAUCAGUCAGUACAAGUGGAAGCCAUGGCAAACGAAACUUGUGUUGGUCCCGGGAGUUUGAUUAUUAUCACCACACAAGAUCAAAGGGUCUUAAAAGCAAGUGGGAUCGACCAUAUACACAAGGUGGAUUUACCAUCAGAUGAUGAAGCUCUUCAAAUCUUCUGCAUCAAUGCUUUUUGUCAGAAUUACCCAAAGGAUGGUUUCGAGGAGCUUGCCUGGAAAGUUAUGGAUCUUGUAGAUUAUCUUCCGUUGGGGUUAGAGGUUAUGGGAUCCUAUUUUCGGGGAAUGUCUGAGCAAGAAUGGACAGAGGCACUACCAAACUUAAGGGCUCACCUUGUUCGUAAUGGAGAAAUUGCAAACAUAUUAAAGUUUAGUUAUGAUGCCUUAUGUGAUGAAGAUAAAAGAUUAUUUCUUCAUAUAGCCUGUUUUUUUGAUGGGGAACUAGUUGAAAUGGUGGAAAGCUGUCUAGAAGAAUCGUUUUUGGAUGUGAGACAAGGGCUUCAAGUCUUAUCUCAAAAAUCUCUCAUAUCUACUGAACACAGAACCAUAAAAAUGCCUAAGUUGCUAAUCCAACUGGGAAGAGAAAUUGUGCGACAAGAAUAUCCAAGUGAACCUGGAAAACGGCAGUUUUUGAAUGAUGCAAAGGAUAUUGAAGCCGUACUUGGUGAUGAUAACGCUGGUAAUAGCAGUGUCAUAGGAAUAUAUUUCGAUCACAAUAAAAAAAUAACAUCAUCGACAUGUGAAAGAGCUUUUGAAAGAUUUUCUAAUCUUCAAUUCUUAAAAAUUGUUGGCAAAGGCAUUAAUCCGCGAAGUAUGAACUACAUGUCCGGAAAGUUUAGAGUACUAAAAUGGUCGCAGUUCAAGAUGACAUGUUUUUCUUUAAGUUUUAAUCCAGAGUUCCUGAUCGAACUAGACAUGAGUUAUAGCGGUCUUACGAAAUUGUGGAAAGGAAAUAAACCGCUUAACAGUCUCAAGCGGAUGAAUUUGAGUUCUUCAAAAAGAUUGAAAAAGCUUCCUGAUCUCUCAUCUGCCAUUGAUCUAUAUUAUUUGAGUGUUGGUUAUUGCGAAAGUCUGGUGGAGCUCCCUUCCUCUAUUGGGAGUGCAAUUAAUCUCAUAUUUUUAGAUCUCAGUGGUUGUUCAAGUCUGGUGAAACUCCCUUCCUCUAUUGGGAAUGCAAUCAAUAUCCAGAGAUUGAAUCUCAGUUAUUGUUCGAGUCUGGUGGAUCUCCCUGCUUCUAUGAGAAAUCUUGGUAGAUUGUCGGAACUGGAAUUAGAGGGAUGCUCAAAGUUAGAGGUUAAUCUGGCCAACAUCAACUUGGAAUCUCUCGAUAAUCUCAAUCUGACAGGUUGCUUUUUGUUGAAAAGUUAUACUGAGAGUUCAACAGACAUUCAAGAGCCUGAUUCAUGGAGAGGGAGAAUAUCUCGUCUACCUCGAAUAGUACUAAGGGGAAUGAAGAAGCCGGUAUCACUCCUACCGCUUGUGGUAGGAGAACAUGUAUCAGAUUCACUUUUGUUGAGAAGUUAUCAUGAGAGUUCCACAGACAUUCAAGAGCUAGUAGAUCCAUGGAUCGGGAGAAUAUCUCGUCUAACGUUUCUUAAUCUAAGUGGGAUGAAGAAGCUGGUAUCACUCCCACAGCUUUCGGAGAUAGCAAUGAAGAUUAUGGAACUGCAGACAAUGAGAGCUUUGUUUGUAUCUGUUAUGUGACUACUAAGUUUCACUAUACUUUGUGUGAGCAAAAUAAUAAUUGAAUAUGAUAUGAUUUAUAUAUGCAUACCAUUUGGUUUAGUGUUCAAUUCCAAUAAAGAUCAAUCUGAGACAAAUUUGAGAAUAA